AUGCAUGUGUCAGGCACACCGGCCCUUGUGCUUGGAACAUCUUUGUUCUGCGCAUAUGCCAUCGCUGGUUCAAUCUACUCCUUAACGCUACAUCCACUUGCUGAUGUUCCUGGUCCAAAGCUGUGUGGCAUUAGCCGGAUCCCAUACUGGCUUUCAUGCGUCCGAGGAAAAGACGUUCGCUGGCUACAUGAGCUGCACAUCAAAUACGGCCCUAUAGUACGCUUUGGCCCAACAGAUCUGAGCUACGCCACUGCCUCAGCCUGGAAAGAUAUCCAUGGAUAUGGCAAGGGAAGGGUGGAGAACGCGAAAGCACCAGAAUUCUCAGUGCAACCCGUCAAUGGUGUUCCCAGCAUGCUGAAUGCCACUUUCGACGAUCAUGCGCGAGUCCGCCGCCUGUUUUCGCCCGCAUUUUCCGACCGCGCACUGAAGAAGCAAGAGCCGCUGUUCAAGAGAUAUGUUGACGUUCUGUUGUCGAAAUUGAACGAGAGAGCAGAGACUGGAGAACCUGCUGAGCUGACUCAACUAUACAACUUCGCCACUUUCGAUAUCAUGGCUCAAUUAUGUUUCGGUCAUCCGCUUGGUUUAUUGGAAAAGAACGAACUCAGCCCAUGGGUCCGCUCUGUCUUCGAGUCACUGAAGAUGUUGCCAUUUGCAUCCAUAAUAGCUUAUUACCCGCUGCUCGAUGCUCUUUUCACGCGUUUUGAACCGAAGUGGGUGACUGCACAACGAAAAGAACAUUGCCAGCACUCUGCCGAUCGCGUAGACCAGCGAUUGGAACAAGGCUCUGAUCAGCCCGAUAUCUGGAAUCUGGUAGUUUCGGCGCAAUCGACUGAAAAGGCACUUUCAUUAGAAGAGAUGCACUCAAACGCCGAACUUUUUAUGCUGGCAGGAUCAGAAACAACAGCGACUCUUCUUAGCGGUCUGACUUUCUAUCUACUGUCUCAACCAGAGAAGUGGGCACGUCUAACUCGAGAGAUCCGUACCGCGUUUCAGACAACAGAAGACAUGUCCUUUGAGAGUCUUGCUGAAUGCAAGUAUAUGAACGCUUGCUUGAAAGAAGCUCUUCGCAUAUAUCCUCCCGUGCCAAUCGGAAGUCCACGUGUAAUUCCUGAGAAUGGACAGGAGAUUCUUGGGAGAUGGAUUCCACAGGAUACGCGAGUAUCUGUACACCACUAUUCAACUUACCAUUCUGAGAGCAACUUCCGAGAUCCCGAUGCAUUCGCACCCGAGCGAUGGCUUGGGGAACCACUCUACGCUAAUGACAUACAAGAAGCCCAUCAGCCCUUUGGCUUCGGACACAGAAACUGUCUUGGUCAGAAUAUGGCUAUGCAUGAGAUGAGGCUCAUCCUUGCCUCAAUCGUGCUACGCUUCGAUCUACAAUUAUGCGACAAAAGUCAAGAUUGGAUCGAUCAACUGUCUUUUGCGCUGUGGACCAAAAACUCAUUGAUGUGUAAAAUUACUCGCGCUCAAACGUAA
Messenger RNA from Boeremia exigua, 1476 nucleotides. RefSeq names its product cytochrome P450. Lineage: Eukaryota; Fungi; Ascomycota; Dothideomycetes; Pleosporales; Didymellaceae. Gene Ontology annotation, molecular function: heme binding; iron ion binding; monooxygenase activity. The transcript is spliced from 5 exons. The record is from RefSeq and is a predicted model, not a curated record. Bases 1 to 1476 code for a protein of 491 amino acids.